Messenger RNA from Verruconis gallopava, 3088 nucleotides. RefSeq lists its product as uncharacterized. Lineage: Eukaryota; Fungi; Ascomycota; Dothideomycetes; Venturiales; Sympoventuriaceae. Gene Ontology annotation, cellular component: cytoplasm. Gene Ontology annotation, biological process: protein refolding. The record is from RefSeq and is a predicted model, not a curated record. Bases 819 to 2402 code for a protein of 527 amino acids. The transcript has a single exon.
GCCGAUGCUGGUGCCGGGUGCUGGGUGCUUGUGCUGACUGACGUAUUGGCUGUAGCCGCGACCAGCUCGGCCGACGGGCCCCGCUGUCGGAGCCGCGACCUGCGCUGCACCACUGCUGCAUUCUGCGCCGCCGCGCUGCUGCUCCCCCCGACUGGGUGCGGGUGGACUCGCGGACGGGACCCGCAGACCGCCUGUCCUGCUGCUGCAACCCGCCAUUCCUCAUCCAUCCCCCAUCCCUCCUCCCUCUCUUCCCUCCCCGUCCACCCACGCAUUCAUUCAUUCCCUCAUCCUUCCCCUUCUCACUCUGCUCGGCUCGCUUGCUUGGGCCGGAGAGGCGUCCUCCACUGCCGCGGUCUUCGAGAUCUCGCUUCGCUUUGCAUUCUUGCCAUUCUCAGCUCGAACCUACUAGAACACCCUUUUCGGCAGCGUUCGCCACCGACCGCUGCCUUCAGUCGCCGAAGCGUUCGACCUGCUCCAAAUGGAAGUCUGAUGCUUCCAGCCAACCACGAGAGCCAGAGCGGAGACCCCCAUCGUCCGAUUUUUAUCCCCUUUCCUCAUUACCAAAGCUUCUCCAGUGCUUUUUAAUCACUCUCGCCAUAUCAGUCUGCGGAAUCUUCAUAGCCUCAGCAGCUGUGUGCCGUGACCCAGACACUUGCGCAGCUCAGCGUCACCUUAUAUUAAUGCCACCUUGCUUAUCCUUUGGCUGGACCAUUGACUUUCGCCACGGCUAAAUCAACAAGAUUCCCGUCUCCCUUCGCUGAGCAACUCAGCGCCCAUACGUCCGGUCCCUUGUUCAGCAGAGGGAUCUUUGAACCAACAUGGACUCGCCGAUACCUCCAGACCCAUACCUAGCACUCGGCGUACCCAAGAACGCUGAUGGCGACGCGAUCAAGAAGGCCUACCGGAAGUUGGCGCUCAAGCUGCAUCCUGACAAAUGCACAGACGAGUCGCAGAAGGCCGCAAGGACGGACGAAUUCACCAAGAUCCAGCAGGCGUACGACAUACUCGGAGACGAUGAAAAACGGCGCAAGUAUGACGCCCAGGUACGUUUGGCGGAGCUGCGAAGGCAGAACAUGGAGCUGCGCAGUGCCGCAGCCGCAUCCCAGCGACCGGAUAUGAGAUACAACGUUCGCAUGUCGGCACCACGAGAGACUUCGUACAGCACCAGUCGAACCGCCCCUCCACCGCAGCCAAAGGCUACCUACGAGCAGCCGUCGCCCAGGCCUCGGUACUAUGAUGACGACUACGAUGCCACUCGUGGUUCCACACGAAAAGCAAACUUCAUGGACGACUAUACCUACGUUAAGCGACCCUCGCCGCGAGAAGAGAAACGCGAAAAGAUGCGAGUCCACGUUGAACUUCGCGACGAGGAGCGACGACGCGAUGCCAAAAGACGCGAUGCAGAAGUUCGCGAAUCGAGGUCGUCGAAAUACACGCGAGACGAGUACGAGGAAGAUCGUCGCAGAAGAGAUUACGACGACAUGAGGCGGAAGACGGAUGCCUACGAGAGCCACAGCAGCUCAACCGAGCGCAUCAUUGAGGAACGUAUGCGAGACGCACAGAGGCACAUGGAAAGACAAGCCGCUGCCAGGCCAAGUAUUUCCCGACGCGAGUCAACCCGUCAAGUGCCUCCCUACAGAGAACCCGAAGUUCGCCGCUCAGCGGCUCCUCCCAAGGACAAGGAUCGCGCACGUGAGACCAGGAGAACUUCGCCCAGCAAGGAUGAGAGGCGACGAACGACAGAGCACGCCGACCCGUACGAGAGACGCGUCCCCAACCUUUCGUCCCACUCCUCCGCACCUCCCGUUGUUGAAAGCAUGCCGCCACCGCCACCGAGGACCUACAGUUCAACCAAUGUCGAGUCGCGGAAGAAGGCCAAGGAUCCGUCGCCACCACCAACCUUGUCGAGGUCAAACACGGACACCACGGGGACAGCCUCGGCAGGCUUCUCAGCCGCGUAUCACUAUGGUGACGAGCGCGCUGCGCCACAUAUGUCCUACUCAAACGGGCAUCGCACGGUCCUACGGGAGCCCACCACGUACGCACGUCGCAGUGAGUCGUCGCCUGUCCAGCCAUCAAAAGGUGCCGUCAAGAUGAAGGGUCUAGACCCUAAGUCAGUUAAGCGAACGGCAUAUUCUAUCGCACCCGGAGUAGGCGCUAUUCCAGUCGUAGAGCCUGCGUCCAAGAGCAGUAGUCGUCCCCGCGUCAGUGAGCGUGAUAGAGACUAUUCCUAUGAUCGCUCGCGCCCGCAGUUCUUCGGCGAGUACGGCGCAGGCACUGUUGACCCACGCUACGCUCACCCCUCGCCGGAAUUUGACGGUGCGACCUACCACCGCCAACCUUCCCGCCCCCGUGAUUUAGAAAGGGCGUCUUAUACGCAGCAUUCAACUUAUGUGUAUUGAUUUAUCCCUUUUAUGAGUCGGAUUAUAACGACCCCCCAAUUUCGCAUAUGAGCGCAUCUCUUUACGGCGGAGGAUUUUUCCCACCAGAAAAAAAACGUGGCAUACAUAUCUCUCUAUGUUGACCACGGCUUGAUGACCAUAAAAUACUUUAGAAAAACACCCAUACUUUGUGAUUCUUUGUAUACCAUUCGCUUUUGAUUUCCAAGCUCACGAUUUUCCUCUGGGUGGCGUUUCAGGGCGGUCCGCUUGCUUCCGGGAGUUUUUGGUGUGGGGAGGAGCCCGUCGAGUACUUCUUGGCAUGGCGAGACAAGUAUCACUUGGAAGAGCUCGUUCGUCUUGUGGCAUAUGGGAAGUGGAGAAGUGUUUGUUUCUCUUUGCACGGCAUUUGGAUUGUAUUGGGAUUUGGGAUCGGGACGGGACAGGAAGCUAAGGAUGCGAAGCACAUCCCGUCAGGAGCCGUAUCCUUUUGGAGAACUCUUACGUCCGGAAGAAACUUUGUAUGAAGUAGAAUCAUGAACCAUUGAUGGCCUUGGUAUGGUGUGGGAACAAAGGCCAAAUGGGUCAGCUCGCAGGAGUUUGAACCAUCGACACCCGCCAUAUCCGUAUAUUCUCAUGACGCCUGAUGCAGUGCGCGCCUGGGCGAUACGUCUUUAAUGAUGACGAAAUAGUAGAACCCUUUUAAAUGA